AUGAAAAUUCAUUCUUUUAUGAUUCAUUCAUAUUAAAAUACAAAAAACUAAAUUCAAUAAUUAUAUCAUUUAUAUGUUGAAAAUUUACCUCCAAUAAAUUUAAAAGUAACGUAAUUUAUCAUUAAUAAGGCAAACAAAUUGUAGAGGAAUGAUUAAAUUAUUUAAUUUUUUCAAAAUAAAAUACUUCAAAUAAUUAUGAAUAAUUUGAAUAAUUAGAUAAUGAUUUAUUUAAUAAUGUAAAUAUAUUUAUGA
Paramecium tetraurelia is the source of this 252-nucleotide messenger RNA. RefSeq lists its product as uncharacterized. The transcript has a single exon. NCBI's taxonomy places the organism in Eukaryota, Ciliophora, Oligohymenophorea, Peniculida, Parameciidae. The record is from RefSeq and is a predicted model, not a curated record.